AUGAGAAGCACAGGGAAGCUGCCUGCAUUCUUUGCGUCUCCAUAUUCUCGCAGUAGGCUGACUAACUCGUCUACAAAUAAAAUAUAUACUCCUUUAUCUGCUUCUGCUUAUACUGAUCCUGCUGCUGCACCUGCUGCUGCACCUGCUGCUGCUGCUGCUGCUGAUCCUGAUUCUGCUGACGGCCCUAUUGCUUCUCAGCACAAAAAUCCACAUUCAUACUCUCCUGCUGCUGAUGCAGCAGCAGCAGCAGCAGCAGCAGAUAUACCGCCGUCAUCCUCUCCUGCAGCGCCUACUGCAGAAGCAGCAGCAGCAGCAGCAGCAGCAACAACUGCAACAACAAAUGCAGCAGCAAAAGCUGCUAGCACCAGAAGACAUCAUAAAAAGAACAGAAAUAAUGCACAGGAUAAGGCAGCCGCUUCAUAUGCUGCAGCAGCGCUGCAGCAGCAGCAGCAGCAGCAGCAGCAGCAGCAGUUGUCCCCGACAGGCCUUGCUGCAGCAACAGCAGCAGCAGCUGCUGCUGCUGCUCAGUCUCCUGAAGCUGCUUCUCUUCUAUCUUUAAAUUCUUCUGCAGAUUAUCUCUUUUCAAUGCUGCCGCAGGGUGUAGUAGAAAGAGCAGCAGCAGCAGCAGCAGCAGCAGCAGCAGACAAGGGUCCAGUGCAGCUGCUAAAUGCUACCCGCUCACGCUACCAGCAGCAGCAGCAGCAGCAGACUCCGUCAGAUCCAGCAGCAGCAGCAGCAGUUGCUGCUGCUGCUGCUGCUUCAAGCCCGCAGACAGCGCUAGACUUAGCGGCGCUCUGUGUACUCUCAGCGCAUUCCGAAUUGCUGCAGCAGCAGCAGCAACAGCAGCAGCAGCAGCAGCAAGAGUCGUUGCUGCUGCAGCAGCUGACGAAUGAAGAUCCCUCAGCAGCUCUUUUGAAGCUCCUGGGCGCAGCAGCUGCUGCUGACUCAACAGCAGCAACAGCAGCAGCAGCAGCAGCAGGAGACCCGCUGGGAUCGUCUGGGGAUCGUGUUUGUUCUGAAUUGACUCUGGACCCCACAAAGCUGUCGCACAGCCUUUCUGCUGCUGCUGCAGGGCCUCCUCUGUCUGCUGUUGCUGGUCUAACUCCUGCAGCAGCAGCAGCAGCAGCAGCAGCAGCAGCAGGGGCUUCCGUAUCGAAGCAGGAGCCCGACGCAGCAAAGGUGCCGAUGGGGAAGGAGACGGAUUUGCUGCUUGCAGAUCUGUUGGCUGCGGUGGAGCAGCAGCAGCAGCUGCUGCAGCAGCAACUGCAGCAGCAGCAGCAGCAGCAGCAACAGCAGCAGCAGCAGCAACUGCUGCAGGCUUCGCCACAGGAGGACCUGGUGAGCACUUUGGAAUCGUUAUUAGAUUUGUUUGAUGGUAUGAAGAAAGAAGAAAGACAUCUCUUGUCGUUGCCGCAGGGUAUUGAUCUGCAGCAGCAGCAGCAGCAGCAGCAGCAGCAACUGCAGCAGCAGCAGCAGCAGAGUUCGCCUUGCGCUGCAGCAGCAGAUCUGGUAGAUAAUUCCAAAGAAAAAGAAUUCUCUGCUUCGCUGCUGCGCCUGCUGCAGUGCCAGCCCGAAGCUUCUGCUGCAUCUGCUGCUGCAGAAGCAACUGCAGCAGCAGCAGCAGCAGCAACAGCAGCAGCAGCAGCAGCACCAACUUGCGCUGCAGCAGGAACGAGGACGCCAAACUCGCAGCUAAAAAUACAAAUCGAUGGAGAGAUGCACAAAUCAACAAUUGCUGCAGACAGCAGCAGCAGCAGCAGCAGCAAAUCUUCAGAUCCUGUUGCUGCUGCUGCUGCUGCUGCUGCUGCGGGAAGAAUACCAGCAGCUAAGGCUUGGCGCAGAUCUGCACAGACACCUGAUGCAGCAGCUGCAGCAGCAACAGCAACAGAGUCUU
This is a messenger RNA of Eimeria acervulina, 1894 nucleotides long. RefSeq lists its product as hypothetical. The annotation marks the transcript as partial. The transcript has a single exon. NCBI's taxonomy places the organism in Eukaryota, Apicomplexa, Conoidasida, Eucoccidiorida, Eimeriidae. The record is from RefSeq and is a predicted model, not a curated record.